AUGAAAUUUAAUAUUUAAGAUUAAGGUAUUAAUCAAAAACCUUUGGUAGAUAAUAACUAGCAAAUUACAUAAUAAGAUAGCUAAAGGAUAAACACAUGUUAUGAGAAUAACUAAACUGAGGAAGACUUUUUAGAGUAGAAAAAAGAUUUGAUUGAGCAAAUAGUUCCUAACAAAAGCCUUCGUAAAGAGAUGGAUUUCUAAGAUGAUUUAAUCAUUAGUUAAACCAAAGUCAGUAAUGCUAUUUAGAAAACAAGUUAAAAUAAGCAAACAAUAGUUAGUAAAAGCGAUGAAAAGAUAAAAGAAAAUGAGGAAACUUAGGAUGAUGAUGAAGAAGAUGAAGAUAACUUUUUAUCCUAAGAUUAAGAAGAAAAAAAGAUCAAAUAAAUGAAGGACAUGAGAUGGAAAAAAUUUAACUUUUCAUACAAUGUUAGUUUUUUUUUAAAGUUAUUCUUCAUAGAUUUUUUGAAGCUACUUUUAAGCAGUUGGAAAAGUAUCAAAGCAUACGGUUUAUUAGAAUUAAAGCACAUUCCUUUGCUCAGACCAAAUGAAAAAGUAGAGAACAAUUAUAAAAACUUUCAAAAGAAUAUGGAUAGGGUUCUUAUAAAGAUAGAAAAAGAAGGGAAAAAACUUACUUCAUUAGAUAUGUUAUUUGUUAUUUUGCGUACCUUCUAUGUGCCAAUAGUAUAAAUGAUGAUUAGCGCUCUUCUAUUCUACUCAUUGAAGAUUUUCUUUUCAAACUAGAUAAAUUUCUUGAUAACAGCAAUAAUAGAUAAAGAGAGUUAAAAUGUUAUCUAUGGAUGGGCAAUAGUUAUGGCUUUUACUUAAAUUUUCUAUAUUGCUCUUGUUCAUCAUUCUGUCCGCUUUUUUACUGCAUUCUUUGUAUAAUUUAGAGCUACAUUUAAUCGAGCUCUCUUCCUUAAAGUUUCAUCUCUCUCAGCCUUCUCAAUUAAGGAGGCAAAUGUUGGAAAGUUGGUCAACUUAGUGUCUAACGAUUUAAAUCUACUUGAAAUGAAAAGUUAUUCUAUAAUUACUUUGCUUACUCUACCUGCUCCUAUUAUCGCUGUAGCUCUUAUCCUCUACUUCAGGUUUGAUGGGUUCGCUGUGAUUGGUCUUGGAGUUAUGAUUGGAUAUAUUCCUUUUUAGUUACUUCUUGCUAAAAUUAGCUCAGGAUUCUUUAAAGAUAAGGCUGCUUUAGUAGAUCACCGUGUUAAGUUUACUAAUGAAAUUGUAGAAGGAAUUCGUUUGAUUAAAAUGUACGCAUGGGAAGAGGCUUUCGUACAUCUUGUAACGACUUUCAGAAAAUCAGAGCUUAGAAAAAUAUUUUAUAUUUAAUUUAUCUACUUACUAGAGCACUCUUUUAGUUUUGUUUCUGGACUUUUUGCUAGCUUUAUAGUCUUUUUUGUUAUAUACAAGUAUGGAGAACCUGGCUCUUUGAAUGUUGCAAAUAUGUAUUCAACCUUAGAUUUACUUUCUUAUGUAAAAUAAUAAGUUGUUUCAUCAGCUGGAUACGGAAUUGUUGGUUUGCUUGAGCUUAAAGUAAUAUUAGAGAGAAUGAUCACAGUUGUUACAAUAAAAUCAUCCUAAAUGACUUGCAUAGAGAAAAUAAAUGAUUAUGAUGGAAAAAAUCUUGAAAGUGGUGAGAUUGAAAUGAAAAAUUUUACUGCCUUCUGGAAAGAUAAUCAACCUGUUUUAAAUUCCAUAAAUUUAGAUGUUAAAAAGGGAGAAUGCAUUGGAAUAGUUGGUAAAGUAGGAAGUGGAAAAUCUUCUUUUUUGAGUUGUAUCCUUAAAGAAAUUCCAAAAUAUUCAGGUUACUUUAACUUUAAGGGUAAAAUAGCUUAUGUGGAGUAAGAGCCUUAUAUUUUUAAUAAGACUGUCAGAGAAAAUAUUUUAUUUGGCUCAAAGUACGAAGAAAAAUUCUAUAAUCAAGUAAUUGAAGCUUGUUGCUUGAUAGAUGAUAUCAAAUAGUUUGAUUAUGGGGAUUAAACACAAAUAGGUGAAAGAGGUAUCAAUAUAAGUGGUGGAUAAAAGGCUCGUAUUUCUUUAGCCAGAGCAAUAUACUCUAGAGCCGACAUAUAUUUAUUAGAUGAUCCUUUAUCUGCUGUAGAUUCAAAAGUAGCAAAACUUUUAAAUGAUAAUGCUAUUUAAGGAUUGCUUAAAGGUAAAACUGUGCUUUUAGUUACACAUUAGAUUCCCUACACUAGAAGCACUGAUAGGAUAAUUAUAAUGAGUGAUGGCUUUAUAUAAAAUAUUGGUACUUAUAAUGAUUUGUAAGAACCUCUGAGAGUGUUAGGACAUUAAAUGCAUGUUGAAGAUUCAUAAAGCUAAAGUAGAGUUAGUCAAUCUUUUAAAAAAUCUAUUCUAUAAAAUCAAGAAAAAGAAGAAGAAGAAGAAGAAGAGGAGGUUGAUGAUGAUAAUAACCAAUAAGAAAAUACAUAGUAAGAUUAAAAUGCUAUUGAUUAAAAAGAUGAAAAACUAGAAUAAGAAAACAAAGAAGUGAAGCAAGACGAGGACACUAAAGAAAAAAAAGAGAAAAAAGAUAAGCUAUACACAAAAGAAGAAGAUGAAAAAAUAGUGGUCAGUUUGAAAACUUAUUUGAACUACUUUUUAAACUCAAAAAUAUGGUUUUUAGCCCCUUUAAUGUUUGCUUUGUUUGCUACUUGUGAGGUGGUUUUUAUAUUCUACUCAAAAACUAUAGGAAAAUAUGGAAACCAAGGAGCUGAUUAGUUUUACUACAUUAGCUUAUUAGGAUAUUUGUCUCUUAUUUACUUUAUAAACCUAGUAUUAAAAUACUUUUUAUUGACUGUUAUUGCUAAUCGCAGCAGCUUCUAUAUUCACAACAAAAUGGUUUAGUCAAUUAUUAGAGCUAAAGUUCUCUAUUUUGAUAGAACUCCAUCAGGCAGAAUUUUAAAUAGAUUCUCAUCAGAUUUGGGAAUUAUUGAUCAAGAUUUAGUAAGAACAUCGAUGGACACUAUUGAAAUUAUUUUCAGUUUUUGUAUAUUAAUGGGCACAAUUAUUUCAAUUAAUCCAUACUUCUCUAUCAUAGCUGUAGUCGAGAUUUUAGUUCUUGGAUUAUACUUAGGAAUUUCUAAAAAAGUGCUUGUCUAAUCUAAGUAGAUUGACUUAAGAUACAGAUCUCCUGUAUAUACAUUCUUCAAUCAAACCACUUAAGGUGUCUUGCCUAUCAGAAUUUAUGAGAAGCAGUAGAUUUUUUGUGAUAAUUUUGACUUCCUUUUAAAUAAUUCUCUUAGAUCAUCUUACACCUAUUGGUAUAAUUCUAGAGCUUUUGGCUUUUAUGUAAAUAUGGUGACAACAAUUUCAGCUAUUAUUGGUAUUUUUAUGCUUCUCUCAAUCGAUUAAAAUCCUUCUACUAUCGGACAAACAAUUAUAUAUUUCCUCAGUAUUAGUGAUAAUAUUUAAUGGGGUUUAAGAUAAAUGAUUUAAACAGAUGUUGCUAUGUCUAGUGCAUAAAGAGCUAUGAAUAUGACUUUGAUUGAUUAGGAACCAGCUUUGAGGACAGAUUAUGAUCGUAAAGAGUUGAAAAAAACAGAAAACCAUUAAAAAAAUAAUUCAAAUGAGGAAUAUAUAUUCCCUAAAUAAGGUAAAGUUGAAUUUUAAAAUGUUAAAAUGAAAUACAGAUAAGACCUUGCCUAUGUCUUAAAUGGGCUAACUUUCUCUUUGAAAGCUGGAUAAAAAGUGGGUUGCAUAGGUCGUACUGGUGCUGGAAAAUCUUCUAUUAUUCAAGCGCUUUUCAGGAUGACUGAAAUCGAGUCAAACUUAGAAAAUGCAAAAUAUCAAUAAGAAGAUGAAGAACAAAGACUCAACUAAGAAAUGUUUAUUAAAAUUGAUGGACACAACAUUAAAGAUUUGGGUCUGCACACAUUGAGAGGAGGAAUCAGCAUAAUCCCAUAAGUACCAUUCAUAUUCUCAGGAACUAUCAGAAGAAACCUUGAUCCAUUAGACGAAUUCACUGACAAAAUGAUAACUGAUAUCUUAUAAGAUAUAAAUUUAUUAGAAAAAGUAAACAGCUUGGCUAAAGGAAUAUACACUGAUAUGACUAAUGCAAGUGAGAUAUUCAGUACAGGAUAAAAGUAAUUGAUUUGUUUAGGUAGAGCUAUCCUGCGAUAGAGCAAAUUGAUUGUACUAGAUGAAGCAACAGCAAACUGUGAUAUGUACACUGAUGAACUUAUCUAGAGAAAAAUAAGAGAAAAAUUCACAGACUCUACAGUCAUAACAGUGGCUCAUAGAUUAAAUACCAUUGCAGAUUAUGACAAUAUAAUAGUCAUGGAUAAGGGAGCUGUUAUUGAAUCUGGGGCACCCUAUGAGUUACUUUGUAAGGAAAAUGGUAUAUUUAAAUAAAUGGUAGAUCACACAGGCAAAAAAAAUGCAAAACUUAUUUUGAAAAUAGCCUAAUAAGCAUAUAAUUAGAGUGUAAAUAACUCAUGA
Molecule: messenger RNA, 4443 nt
Organism: Tetrahymena thermophila SB210
Lineage: Eukaryota; Ciliophora; Oligohymenophorea; Hymenostomatida; Tetrahymenidae
Product: ABC transporter C family protein
Exons: 6
Biological process (GO): transmembrane transport
Cellular component (GO): membrane
Molecular function (GO): ATP binding; ABC-type transporter activity; ATP hydrolysis activity
Source: RefSeq, a predicted model, not a curated record